UUCUAUCCUAUACAACAACCAGCGCGCCUCUCCCCACCCCUCUUCCCCCCGGUCGCUACUAACCAAACGAACUACGCAUUGCAUUUCCAAACCCUAGCUGUCGAUUCCCUAUCGGAGACCGCCGCUUCCUUGCAUGGUAGCCGGACAUGGCUUCUGCCUGCGUCAACAACAUCGGAAUGUCGCCGGAUAAUUUUCUCGACUGUCCGUCGGCAUACUCCUCUUACGGUUGGUUGAGCCCUAGGAUUUCCUUCAGCCGGGAGCUUACGGAGGACACGUCGUCCAAGGUCGCCACAGAGAAGUCUGACAAGCGGGAGGGAGGUUCUGAGAUGUCAGAUCUCGAGCCUGCUUGUAAGGAUGUUGGAGAUUUCGAGUUCCGGCUCGAAGAUCCGGUGAAUGUGCUUCCCGCCGACGAGCUUUUUGCGGACGGGAAGCUUGUGCCGCUGCAACUAUCGAUAGUGCGGCCAGUGGCCAGGGCCGCGGAGGUCAGAUCGCAGGAUACGCCGAAGGCUCAUCGGAGAGAGGACGGUUCCUGUGCGGAUCCGUAUUUGUUCUCGCCGAAGGCCCCGCGGUGUUCUAGUCGGUGGAGGGAGCUUCUAGGGUUGAAGAAACUGUACCAGAACAGCAAUGCGAAGCAGGAGCACCACAAAUCGUCGUCGACUUUGACGAACAACUCCAAGUCUCUGAAACAUUUUCUUCACCGGAGCUCAAAAUCUUCGAGCUCCGCUCUUGAUUCCUCUCUGAGCCUUCCUUUGCUCAAGGACUCCGACAACGAGUCCGUUUCGAUGUCGUCUCGGUUGUCUCUUUCCUCUUCUUCGUCUGGCCACGAGCACGAUGAUCUCCCAAGGCUCUCGCUCGACUCGGAUAAGCCCAAUCUCGCCAAAAAUCAGACCCCGAACACUAACCCGCGCCGUGUGAGAGUGCUGAAGCAAAGGGCGCUUUCCUCCGAGAACCCAACCGGCGCGAGAGUCGGCAGAAGCCCAAUGCGCAGAGCACCGGACUCAACUACGACCACGGGCCGUGGAGUCUCCGUCGAUAGUCCUCGCAUGAACGCAUCGGGAAAGAUAGUGUUUCAAGGCCUAGAGAGAAGCUCAAGCAGUCCAAGCAGCUUCAAUGGCGGUCCGAGAUUCAAACACAGAGGAAUGGAGAGGUCGUAUUCUGCCAACGUGAGGGUCACGCCGGUUCUAAACGUUCCGGUUUGUUCUCUCAGGGGGUCUUCAAAGUCGAGCAUGUUCGGGUUUCAGCUCUUCUCUUCUCCCCAGAAGAGGGACGGCUGUUCGGGUUCCGGCACCGGAGGAGGAAGCAGAGGUCAUCAACAGUGUAACGGCAAGAACAGGACGGAUCGAGCUUGAUCCAACAAAUGGGCGGGUAAUGUAAUACUGCUGACAUUGAUUUAGAAGUUCUCAGUUAACGAUCUUUAUUCCGUUUGAAUCCAGGUUCAUUUCCUUCUUUUUAGAUCUUUAGUCUAUAAUAUAUAUAUAUAUAUAUUAUCCGGU
Molecule: messenger RNA, 1493 nt
Organism: Diospyros lotus (date-plum)
Lineage: Eukaryota; Viridiplantae; Streptophyta; Magnoliopsida; Ericales; Ebenaceae
Exons: 1
Coding region: 147-1349 (400 amino acids)
Source: RefSeq, a predicted model, not a curated record